Messenger RNA from Nematostella vectensis (starlet sea anemone), 2570 nucleotides. RefSeq lists its product as uncharacterized. Bases 460 to 1470 code for a protein of 336 amino acids. The record is from RefSeq and is a predicted model, not a curated record. Lineage: Eukaryota; Metazoa; Cnidaria; Anthozoa; Actiniaria; Edwardsiidae. The transcript has a single exon.
CUCCAAUCAGAUCCGCCAGCCGUGUUCUAUUUGUUAGCGACCGUAAAAUCACAAACACGGUCUAACUGUUCGUACGACCGCCAUUUGCUUCCUCGAGAUUUUCAAAUUCCGCCAACCAGAUAUGAAAAACAAUUAUUCGUUCGUCACUACUAUUGUUAGCACUGAAAAGAUAAGAAGACGCGAAGAAAGGUGGUUGUUUCUACUCUAAACGGCGUAGAGAUGCAGAAUUGUUGAAGUUUGAUGAAGCAAAGGGAUUGCUACGGCUCCGAAAAAGACGAGAAUUUUACGGGAAAACUUCACAGUUUUUCGGGUUUGAAAAACAAAAUAAAACUUCAAAGCAAGCCAAAUGCAAGAAAAACUUAUAGAAUUGUACACAAGCAUGUAAGCGAAUUAGUUGUAGUUAUCAUCAAAUUGUUUUAAUUAAUGGAUUUUUGUCCGAGGCCGGUGUAUAUUUAAAAUAUGUCGUCGCAUUUGAGUGAAAUCCAGCAAAGUCUCGCCAAGAUGGAUGGAAGCUAUGGGCAAGCGAAACGUGAUCUUGUGAUGCGAUUCGUGAGAGAUCAAGAAACAUUACAGACGUCGCAAGUCGAUCUUAAACUCGUCGACGACGAAACGAUUGAUUUAAUUGAUUCCGCUCCAGUUGCUAACGAAGACGACGCAACGUGGAACUCGAAUCUUGUAGGAAGGGAAUGCUCUCUGGAUAGCGGUGUUUCGAGGAUAAGGCUCGAAGGAGCCGAGGAAACUCGAGGAAAUACCUCUCCCGAACCACCGAUUGCUCCACGACCACCUUCCGGACGUCCACAGUCUAGACGGCGGAAGAAAUCGGCAACUAACGAGUUACGAGUUAGGCGAAAAAGCUCGCAUCAUAAAUACACUGAGGAUGCAUCCAGGCUUACGGGCUUGCCGACACACAGAAUAUCAAGUUAUAAGAGAGAUUCACCUCUUGCGCUGCAGCCGAGUUUAGGGGAAUUUGAGCCAGCUUCGCUAAAUUCGUCAUGGCCACAAGAAUUCCUGAACCGUAAAUUCUUCACUGGGUCCCAAUUUGAAAAGUACACGAUUGGACAAACCGAGGUUAAUAAUAAUGAUACAAGAGCUGAACAGUUCUACUCUGUUGACGCUCGACCGAUGUCGACGCAGGGUGCCCGGGAGAGUAUGUCUCGCGAAAUGCUCGCUGCUCGUGUUCGGAAACACUCGGCCAACGACUCCGCCCGAAUUUCGUGCGACAUCAAGCCGAUCACAGGAGCGCGAAAGACUCGGAUCCACAGCCCGACUAAGUCCGGAGGGUCCCGAAGCCGAACGGUAUUUAAUUUUGGUUUUAAUGGAGGUCUUGAGCUAGAGCCUGUUCAUCCGACCGAUUUGUCGAUGUUGAGAGUGUCUUCGGCUUCCGGUUCCGGUGGAGGUCCGUACUCUCUCGUUCAGCUCCCUCCGAUCGCAAGAGAACCCGCACCUGCAGCCUCGCCUCCGUUCAGUUAGGUGGUAAACUAUGUACAUAUGCCCCUGAUAAUAGGCUAUUUGGCGGGAAAAUAUGUACGUGUAUUACCCCUUACCUGGCUAAUUGGCGGGAAAUAUGUACGUUUAUUACCCCUUACCAGGCUAAUUGGCGGGAAAUAUGUACGUUUAUUACCCCUUACCAGGCUAUUUGGCGGGAAAUAUGUACGUGUAUUACCCCUUACCAGGCUAUUUGGCGGGAAAUAUGUACGUGUAUAACCCCUUACCAGGCUAUUUGGCGGGAAAUAUGUACGUGUAUAACCCCUUACCAGGCUAUUUGGCGGGAAAUUAGUACGUGUAUUACCCCUUACCAGGCUAUUUGGCGGGAAAUAUGUACGUGUAUAACCCCUUACCAGGCUAUUUGGCGGGAAAUAUGUACGUGUAUUACCCCUUACCAGGCUAUUUGGCGGGAAAUAUGUACGUGUAUUACCCCUUACCAGGCUAUUUGGCGGGAAAUAUGUACGUGUAUUACCCCUUACCAGGCUAUUUGGCGGGAAAUAUGUACAUGAUAAAGAACACUACAUGGCUGUAACGGGUAACCAAUGUCACUCUCCUUCCAAUGCGAGGUUAAUCAAUGCACUGGCAACUGUUCGCGCGAGCGCAAGUGAAAAGGCUAGUUUGAAUUCCACUAUGCCUGCUGUGCAGACAGACUAAGGGCGCAUAAAUACAGUGCAAGCCUCGGUUUUAAACAAAUUCUAUGAGCAUUGCGAAAACUUGUGAAAUUCUUCUUCGCUGCUAUUUUGAAACGGUUUGCCCGAGGCUUGCACUGUCCCUAUUGCUUUUCUCCAGCGGGCACAAUGGAGUUCCAAAUUACUAAGAAAAACAUUAACAUGGAGGCAGUGUCUGUUGUGACAGCCUAGUAAUGGAAACUGUGAGAAGAGACCGUCAGUGUAUAUAAAUGUAGAUAAGAUACCUUAUAAUAUAUAAUAGAUAAGAAACCGUAAGAUAUCUCCUGUUAAGGUUUGUUAAUGUCUCAGUUGUGUAAUUUUUUAUUCCUUAUUUAUUGCAACUCGAUAAAAGAUUAAAAAUAAAGGCGUGUUCUGCUGAUUGGACCUGAGAGCCAAAUGAGCAAAAUUAAUGAAAAA